This is a messenger RNA of Sinocyclocheilus rhinocerous, 3006 nucleotides long. Its product is annotated as transcription factor MafA-like. The record is from RefSeq and is a predicted model, not a curated record. The coding region runs from base 769 to 1710 and encodes 313 amino acids. Lineage: Eukaryota; Metazoa; Chordata; Actinopteri; Cypriniformes; Cyprinidae. Gene Ontology annotation, molecular function: RNA polymerase II cis-regulatory region sequence-specific DNA binding; DNA-binding transcription factor activity, RNA polymerase II-specific. Gene Ontology annotation, cellular component: nucleus. Gene Ontology annotation, biological process: regulation of transcription by RNA polymerase II. The transcript has a single exon.
UGGACAACGGUGCAAAAAUAAGCUCUAGCCGUAAACGAAAAGCAACGGUGACAGCAGUCCAUGUAACUUUAAAAGUGACAGCGGAGAGAGGUGAAUUUAAGUAGCCAGAAUUCCGCAUCCUUCGUCAGGCUGCGUCGGAGCGUCCCACCGGAGGAACUUAACGUUACACUGAGAUUUGUCACGCACAUUGUUGCGGUCCCGGUGUAAAAAGCAGCAGCAGGAGCAGCAUCAUUCCUUUGGACUUCGAGGAAAAGUCGGACGUUUUCUGAACUUGACGGGCGUGCGUUUGUUGUGUGAAGGACUCUUCUGGGACAUGUGACGAAAGUUCUCGCUGUCUUCGCAUGAAAGCUUAAACUUUAUUGCCUCCGGUUAGACGGAACUUCAAACACGGAGGUGAAGAAGGAUAUUUGAAAUCUCUGUUACUCAAAGGACGAUUUCUCUAAAACCACAUGUCAGCUUUAACGCGGUGAAGCAGGACGAGUCAGGUUGGUGGUCUUGAAUGCACGAGUCUCAAGUUUCUGCCGCCCUGGCCAGUGAUAUUAACGCGUGAAUUUGACCUGGGAUAAGUUGUCAACAAGAGGCAAACUGGCAUUUGUAUACGUACAUUUACAUGCAUGGGCAUAAGUAUAUCUCGCUGCACUAUAAAUAGAAGCUCGUGCUUAUGUAUUAAACACUGAGCACUCAUCUUCAGUCGUGUUCAUCAUAAUCCCAGCGAAACCCACGCGUGUCGCUUUGGCUGUUAGGGUUGGUGUCGUCGCAUGGACUGACAUGGCCACCGAUCUCGCCAUGAGCGCAGAUUUGCCCAACAGCCCCCUGGCCAUUGAAUAUGUCAACGACUUCGACCUCAUGAAGUUUGAAGUCAAGAAAGAGCCUCCGGAGGCCGACCGCUAUUGCCACCGCCUGCCCCCGGGCUCGCUAUCCUCCACCCCAAUCAGCACACCCUGCUCCUCAGUGCCGUCCUCGCCCAGUUUCUGUGCCCCCAGUCCCGGAUCGCAGCCUGGGCAGAACCUCGAAAAUUGCGUCGGCAACAACAACAGCGGCAACAACAACAACAACCAAGGCUCCUCGGGCAAGCCGCAGCUGGAAGAUCUCUACUGGAUUCCCAACUACCAGCAUCACAUCAGUCCAGAGGCCCUCAACCUGACGCCCGAGGACGCGGUGGAAGCGCUUAUCGGUAACGCGCACCACCACCACCAUCACCACCAGCCCUACGAGGGAUAUCGCGGUCAGCAGUACGUCGGAGAAGACCUCUCGACGGCCACGAACGGGCAUCACCACCCGGUGCACCACCACCAUCACCACCACGGCCACCACGCGCACCUCGAGGACCGCUUCUCGGACGAGCAGCUGGUGAGCAUGACGGUGCGCGAGCUCAACCGGCAACUGAGAGGCUUCGGCAAAGAAGAGGUGAUCCGUCUCAAGCAGAAACGGCGAACCCUGAAGAACCGCGGCUAUGCACAGUCGUGCCGCUACAAGCGCGUGCAGCAGCGCCACAUGCUCGAAAGCGAAAAGUGCACGCUUCAGAGCCAGGUGGAGCAACUCAAGCAAGACGUGGGGCGUCUGAUCAAAGAGAGGGACCUGUACAAGGAGAAGUACGAGAAGCUCGCGAGCCGAACCUUUAACGGCGGCGGAGGCAACGGAGGCGGCAACACUCGGGACCCGUCCAACGGCACUCACGGCAAAACCUCUUCCACGGAAUUCUUCAUGUGAGAGUGAUUCUUGUAAAAUACUUUUUCCGCACCAACGUAUUCGUUUUUUUUAAACCUUCAUUUUUAUGAUUUUCAGUGUCAAUUUUAUUUGCAGUUCUUAUCUUAAAUACUCGUAGAACAUACACUCUUGAAAAUAAAGGUCUGAUGCCAUAGGAUAAUCUUUUUACGUUCCACAAAUAAAUAUUUUAUUUUUAAGGACUCUAGAGAAACAUCUAUGUACUGGUGCUUUAACGAACCCAAAACCCAAUUAUGUAAAUCUAGGGAAUCCGUAAUGUAACAUCCAGCACUUUUUCUUUUCCAAAGAAUACCCACUUUUACCGCCAAAAUGGUUAUUGACAAGCAAGUCAAGUCCUUUGCCGAACUUAGUGCUGAAAGGAAACACUGAAGAACCUUUAUUUUUUAAGAGUGUAGCCUAACAUUACAGCGACAUAGGCGUCUUCACUCAUUAUUUGUGUACAUAUAUUACUGUACCAUAAAAGUCUUAAGGUUAGUGUAAUGUUAGGAUUAUCUUCCACAGAUACUGCACGGACCCUUCUACUUCAUAACACAUCCGCUCUAAAUAUGGGAUCACGCAUAACCUCCAAAGACCCAUCAGUUUUGGAUUCUGUAAAUUCGUGUUUUUUUGUUUGUUUGUUUUUUUUUAAGUUAUAUGCUAACUACAAAGUCCGACAUGUUUAAAGACAUACAGCCGCUUUCUUCAUCUUUUUUUUUUGGUCUUAAUGGCGAUGAGAACAUACUGGAAACGAAACCUCACUCUGUGAAGGGACUUUGUAAGGAACAAUGCUAAUAUUAAAACACUUAGAAGCAAGAAAGGGAGAUAGCAAUACAUCCUUGACUUUUCUCAGUCAUGAACUGAGGUUGAGGGGACUUAUGAACUUUGAGGGCCCUCAAGCAUUGCUCAAGUCUGCAUUACCCCACCAAUCCUGCAUGCGGGACAUGUAUGGUACUCCAAAACGCGCCAGGUCCUUACUCUCUCUUCCUCAUACAGCACUUGGAUGAAAAGCAUGGCCCUUAACCACUCUCUCUUCUCUUUUUUUUUUCGUUUCUUCUGCUCGAUACAAACCAUGUAGCCUAUGUGAAGGAACUCGUGCGUACCUGCGAAAUCACAUGCAAUCCGUUCUUGCAUUUCUUUUCUAUUGUUUAAAAGUACAGAAUAAGAACAAAGAAAAAAAACACCGAACUGAGCCAGAGUUAUUUAUUCCCACUUGUACAUAUGUAGAGGUCAAAUGGUGUGUUAAUUUAACUUUCUUUUUAAAAAGUCCUUUUUGCUUGAUUAUUUAAAACGUCUUAAUACGAU